AUGUCCGAGAUAAAGCGUGAUGUAGAUUUCAUGCCUAAGUAUAUGUAUGUGAACGACAAAUUAAACGUAGGUCUUGAGGAUCCCAAGUUUGUUUUUUGUCUACCUUGCCUCAAGAACAUGCAUCUAGGAAAUAUCUAUUACGAAAGUGAUGGUCAUUUGACUAUGCAGAGGCUCCUCACAGCCUCUACUAUUCUUGAAGAUCUUACCAUGGACGUUCCUGUUACAAAGAAGCCAAAGAAAACUCUCUUUAGAAAAGAGCCUUGGUGUUUAUCAUCGACUCUAAUGUAUCUUAAGAUUAACAAACAGAUUAUGAAGAUGGUCCUCAAGAAUUACUUUUCUUGA
This is a messenger RNA of Eutrema salsugineum, 342 nucleotides long. Its product is annotated as putative FBD-associated F-box protein At5g44940. The transcript is spliced from 2 exons. NCBI's taxonomy places the organism in Eukaryota, Viridiplantae, Streptophyta, Magnoliopsida, Brassicales, Brassicaceae. The record is from RefSeq and is a predicted model, not a curated record. The coding region runs from base 1 to 342 and encodes 113 amino acids.